Messenger RNA from Pseudoliparis swirei, 2555 nucleotides. It is a transcript of the gene ubxn6, whose product is annotated as UBX domain protein 6. Gene Ontology annotation, molecular function: protein binding. Lineage: Eukaryota; Metazoa; Chordata; Actinopteri; Perciformes; Liparidae. The record is from RefSeq and is a predicted model, not a curated record. The coding region runs from base 104 to 1420 and encodes 438 amino acids. Gene Ontology annotation, cellular component: cytoplasm. The transcript has 11 exons.
CAGAUUUCUCUGUCAGCUGAAACGCUUUUGUUUUGGUCUGAGCUAAAAUCCAACGUCAGCUAGGAUUAUUAUUUAUUUAUUUCCCCUGUGACAGCUGACGGAAAUGAAGAAGUUUUUCGAUGACUUUAAGAAAGACGCUAAGUUUAAAUCUGCGGGACCUGGGAAGAAACUAACGGAAGAAGCCAACAGUGCCAAGCCCAAGGUGGUGCAGAGCAGCUCCGGUGCCAGACACAACCGCCAUGCUCCCACCAAAGGGUCCCAGAUGGCUGGAGCCGCAGCCCUGGCCCGGAUAGAGCAGCACCCCCGGCCCAAGGUCCAGACCUCCCAGGACGCCAUCAGGAACCAAGUUAAAAGAGAGCUGGAGGCGGCUGCACUGGCGGAGAAAGAGAAGGAAGACGCAGCGGAGGGACCCAAAGUCCCGGUGAGAGAUCCCACCGGUUUGUCGGUGUCGGGUGUGUAUUUCACCUGCCCGCUAACGGGAGCCACUGUAACCAAGAGUGAGAGGGAAGUUCACAUCAAAGAGGCCAUUCUGAUGCGGUUUGAGGAGGACGCGGUUGAGGCCUCCGUGAUGAUGGUCCACACAUUCAACAAAGACCGGGAGAAGGUGAAGGCUGCCGUGGAAAUCAUAAGCAAAUAUAUUGAGAAUAUAUGUAAGAAUCCCACAGAGGAGAAAUACAGGAAGAUUAAACUGAGCAACAAGGUGUACCAGGAGAAGGUUCGUAGUGUGGAGGGCACGAGGGAGUUCCUGGAGGCGCUGAGCUUCACGAGCAUCAUGCUUCCCGUAGAGGGUCAAGAGGAGGACGAGGAGUUCCUGGUCCUGCUGGAGCACAGCGCCGACGGCCUGGAGCUGAUGAAGGAGAGGAGGGACCGCCUGCAGAGAGGAGAGCCGGUCCGAGCUCAGCUGGACCGGCAGCCUCAGGCCUUCAGGCCCUCUCCCAACGGCCAGCGCUUCGAGCUGCCAGUGGAGUUCUACAACCUGACCGCGGACGAGCUCAAGAAGGAGCAGCAGCAGAGGAGCGAGCUGAUGGACAAGAACGCCAUGAUGCGCACGAAGGCCAUGAGGGAGAAGGAGGAGCAGAGGGAGAGGAGGAAGUACAACUACACCCUGCUGAGGAUCCGACUGCCCGACGGAAGUCUGCUGCAGGGGACCUUCUACGCGUGGGACCGGCUGCCCGUGCUGUUCGCGUUCGUCCGGGACUCGUUGGUGGACGGCUGGCAGCCCUUUGAACUCAUCACGCCCGGAAGUCAGAAGCUGAAAGAGACGGAGGAAGUCGCCCUCGCCGAGUGCAACUUGGUUCCCGCAGCUCUGCUCACGUUUGCCUGGGACGCGGCGGUGCAGGCGGACAUCGUGGCCACGGGCCGGAAGAGCUCCGCCCUCCUCAAGCCAGAGCUGCUGGAGAACAUUCGGACCCUGAGCUGAGCACCCCACCCCUCCACCACCAAGUUUAAAGUGUUUUUUUUCGUCCUUAAAACGAGAUGUCUUCUGUUCCGGUGACAUCGCUCGCCCUCCUCCACAAACUUUAAAUGUCGUUUAAUUUUUAUUACAUACGAGCACAAGCCCGACUCAUACAUCAAACACGUCGUUAUCGUCUUCUUCUGGGUCGGCGUCCCACACCGAGACGUAAUAUAAACACCUCCGCCAAGGUCGUUUCAAUAAGAGAAACUCAUCAGAUCUUCCUCGGCGAAUGCUGCGACCUUCCAACAAGUUUCGUGAACACCGGGCCGGUAGUUUCUCGUCUUCUCGCUGACUAACGGAAGCAUAAACUUUUUGGGGUUGAACGUUCCCCGAUGUGUGACGUUAACAUAAAGUGUUAGCCGCGAGACGGAGAUCCUACCACCAAAGUUUGAAGCACUUUUCAAGAUUAUUUAAAAUUAAAACACUAAGAGUGCCCCAAAUGUAAAAAUAAAUUUAAAAAAGGGCAAAAAGAAAAGUGAUCAUAACUUUAACACUCGAGUGAACCGUAUCGUCUCACUGCAGAAGCUUCAUGUAAACUCGCUUUGGCAUGAAUUAUUAUUUGUCUUCAUAAUGCUGUUUUAUUUAAUUUCUCUAGUCUUGUAUUUGUAUCAAACACAUUUCCUCGAGAUAGAAACGGUCUACAGUUCAAACGUGACAAGCAAAUGUUAUUAGCCCCGCCCCUUUCCCUCCUGAAUCAUGUCGUCGAAGGUCAAUAUAUUUAUUUUGGUAUUUAGCUCGCCGUGAACCUCUAGCAGGUAAAUCUGAGAGCCAAUAGUUUGUUCUCCCGCCCGGUUGAGACAACGACCUACCACUCCUCAUCGCUCUGGCCCGAUGCCCAGAACGAGUCGGAAAUGGAUCAAAAGGUUUAUUUUGGUUUUACAGUAUAAUUGAAUUGUCACGUUAAACCGGUUGUAAUUAUUAAAGUUUUUUCUGCUUCAGGUAUUCAAUGGAAGGGUGCAAAUGUUUUUUUUAUUAUCAGCAUUGAUAAAGAAUUAGAGAUCCGUCUCGAUGUAUUCCGUUGCUUUUUAAUAACCUGCCUGUAACCAGAUCGCUUGCAUUGCACAUCAACCUUUUGUUUAAUAAACAGAAUUACCAAGGA